Clunio marinus is the source of this 1331-nucleotide messenger RNA. NCBI's taxonomy places the organism in Eukaryota, Metazoa, Arthropoda, Insecta, Diptera, Chironomidae. The record is from the annotation of a GenBank genome assembly.
GCAGUUUUAAGCUCGUUGCAGUUUCAUAUUUUCCGCUCUUUGUUUCGCGUGAAGAAAAAAUAAGACGAAGAAGAAGAAACGUAUUGAGUUAGAUCAAAUAAGUUAAUUAAUAUUGCAUAAAAAGCUUCGUUCAUUUUUGUGAAGAAAAUUGAUGUAAACGAAAUCGAUAAAUUAAAGUUUUUCGGCAAAAGUAUUGUUUUCAAGUAGCAGAUGGCAUUCCAUUUGUUCACAUCAUCAAGCUAGUUAUUCGCAAAUUUGUUCAAAUCAAACGAGCUUAUUCCGACAAAUUCAUCGAGAUACAUGCUUUUAUACAAAAAAAUAAUAAUAAAACAGACAUAAAACAUAAUUUUUUGGACAUUACAGCAAAAAGCGAAAAUAAGAAGAAAAGACAAAUCUGCAAAAGAAGAAAGAAAAAAACUUUUUUCGAGUCCAAACGAAAGUGAAAACUUUUAUAAAGUGAUGUUUUGAGAUUUUUGGACCUGUUUUAUUUAUUCGUGUUGUAUUUAUUCUCAAAAAUCUGAACAGCCGCAAUUUGUGGGAAUUGCACAUUAACAAGAGGGAGGCAGAUGGAACGAAAACAAUCUUGGUACAUUCCACGACCAUCAUUGAGCUCCACUUCGAAUUCUCACACAAACAGAAGCAACGACUCAAUCAGAUGCUAUCAUCGUGACAGCGCAGUAAUUGAUAUUGAGCAUACGAAAGAAAAGAAAAGUUCAACGAAAGCUGCUGCAACUUCAUCAUCAUCUUCUACAAUUUCAUCGCAACGAUCUAAGAACAAGAGCCACAUGGAGACAUGCAUCGAUGGCGAAUGUGAAUCACCUAAAAGAGGAUCGAGGUCUUCACAGGGGUCAUCAGACAGCGAACAAAGUAUUCAUAGUGCCUCGUCUCUUCUUCUCACUGUCGCAAAUUUGGAGAAUUUCGCAAAAAUUCAAGACCAAACUCGCAAUCAUCAUAUCAACUUUCAUCAACAUAAUCUUCAUCUUUCAGGCAGUGUCAAUGACAUCGCUAAAACACAUAACAAAUCUUCAUCUGUCAUUAACAUUCAUCCGAAUAAUCUCUUAUCGCCCCCUCAUUUAAAGCCAACCAAAGAACUCGAUCAGUUAUCAACGGCAAGCUCUACACACUUCACGAUGGUCAACGGCUUUGGACGUUCAAAUAUGAAACGAAAUUCCAGCUACAUUUGCAAGCGAAGUCGUCAAGUUUCGGUGCUGAUUAUCACAAUGAGUGUUCUUUUUUUGAUUGGAAUUUCCACUGCCGUUGUUCUGCUUGAAAGUAAGUGUCAUAAUAUUUAUUUAUGUCUUAAUGGUGAAUUGUUAUUGCAACUUGCAUAA